Messenger RNA from Colletotrichum higginsianum IMI 349063, 1458 nucleotides. RefSeq names its product Homocitrate synthase. Gene Ontology annotation, molecular function: homocitrate synthase activity. The transcript is spliced from 8 exons. Lineage: Eukaryota; Fungi; Ascomycota; Sordariomycetes; Glomerellales; Glomerellaceae. The coding region runs from base 1 to 1458 and encodes 485 amino acids. Gene Ontology annotation, cellular component: mitochondrion. The record is from RefSeq and is a predicted model, not a curated record.
AUGUGUCCUACUCCUGACGUCUCGGCCUCCAAUGGCGACACGAAUGGCUCCAAUGGUCACACGAAUGGCUCCAAUGGCGUCGCCAACGGCAACAAGGCCGAUCACCCUGGCUACACUGCUAUCCCCACCAAGCAGAAGCAUAGCAAUCCCUACCAGCCGGUCGGCGACUUCCUCAGCAAUGUCGACCGAUACAAGAUCAUCGAGUCCACUCUGAGAGAGGGCGAGCAGUUCGCCAACGCUUUCUUCGAUACUGAAACCAAGAUCAAGAUCGCAAAGGCCCUCGAUGAUUUUGGCGUUGAUUACAUCGAGUUAACGUCGCCUGCCGCAUCAGAGCAGUCUCGCAAGGACUGCGAGGCCAUUUGCAAGCUUGGUCUCAAGUCUAAGAUCCUUACCCACGUUCGCUGCCACAUGGACGAUGCCCGUCUUGCUGUCGAGACUGGUGUUGACGGUGUCGAUGUCGUCAUUGGCACUUCUUCCUACCUUCGCGAGCACUCUCACGGCAAGGACAUGACCUACAUCAUCAACACCGCCAUCGAGGUUAUCCAGUUUGUCAAGUCUAAGGGUCUCGAGAUUCGCUUCUCGUCUGAGGACUCUUUCCGCUCUGAUCUUGUCGACCUGCUCUCUGUCUACAGCGCCGUCGACAAAGUUGGCGUUCACAGAGUUGGAAUCGCCGACACCGUUGGCUGCGCCAGCCCCAGACAGGUCUAUGAUCUUGUCCGCACUCUUAGAGGCGUAGUCAGCUGCGAUAUCGAGACUCAUUUCCACAACGACACCGGCUGCGCCAUCGCCAAUGCUUACUGCGCCCUCGAGGCCGGUGCUACACACAUUGACACCUCCGUCAUUGGUAUCGGAGAACGCAACGGUAUCACUCCCCUCGGUGGCCUGAUGGCUCGCAUGAUCGUCGCUGCUCCCGAGUACACCAAGUCCAAGUACAAGCUGCACAAGCUCAAGGAGAUUGAGGACCUUGUUGCCGAGGCCGUCGAGAUCAACAUCCCCUUCAACAACUACAUCACUGGCUUUUGCGCUUUCACCCACAAGGCUGGUAUUCAUGCCAAGGCCAUCCUGAACAACCCUAGCACAUAUGAGAUCAUUAAUCCUGCCGACUUUGGUAUGAGCAGAUAUGUUCACUUCGCCUCAAGACUGACGGGAUGGAACGCUAUCAAGAGCCGUGUUGAGCAGCUCGGCCUCACCAUGACCGACGCCCAAGUCAAGGUCGUCACCCAGAAGAUCAAGGCUCUCGCCGAUGUCAGGCCGAUCGCCAUCGACGACGCCGACUCGAUUAUCCGGACUUUCCACCUGAACAUUACGGAGGGUGAGGAGAAGCCGUUGCUGCCGAACCUUACUGCUGAGGAGCAGGCCAAGUUCGAGAAGGCGGAGAGAGAGCUUGCUGGCGAGCCGGAGAAGCGUGCUUUGGAUGAUGCCGCGGCGGAGCCCGCUGCCAAGAAGGUUAAGGCGUAA